This is a messenger RNA of Mytilus trossulus (common blue mussel), 2450 nucleotides long. RefSeq lists its product as uncharacterized. NCBI's taxonomy places the organism in Eukaryota, Metazoa, Mollusca, Bivalvia, Mytilida, Mytilidae. The transcript has 6 exons. The coding region runs from base 138 to 2369 and encodes 743 amino acids. The record is from RefSeq and is a predicted model, not a curated record.
AUCAAUGUUUGAUUGAUAGAUGAAUGAUCCAUUGUUUUACAAUCUUUUGUUUAAGAUUGAAAUUAGUGUUGGGUAAAAACGUCAUGAGGGUGGAAAUUGCUGUGAAAUAAGUGCUCAUUUAUAUGUGAAUUACCAGAAUGAGAGUUUUGAUUUGGAUAAUCCUUUUAGAAUAUUGUGCUUUGAUCAACGGCCUCACACGUUACACUUGUUUGACUUCAAUUGGACGAGGUUUUAUUGAUGGUUCAUCAGAGGAAAUUGGACUUGGAGGAGGGAUACCCAUGUCUGGUUCCUUAUCAUGUGACAAACCAAAUUCCAAAAUUCUUGUGACAAGAAUUAUUCAUGGAUUUGGGAAUUUUAGAGCAUGCGCUAACUCCGAUCAAUCAUGUGACAAAGAAAUGUAUUCCGACACUACUAUUGCUUCCCAAUGUGAUGGGCAAGACUCAUGUUUUAUACACACCUUUCCUGAAUGGCUGGAAAAAUGUAGUAUGAUGAGUGACUUUGUUCAUGUAGAAUAUGAAUGUAUUUUUGAUACUUCUUUAUUUGAUGUUUGUCGUGAAACUACAAAGACAGUCACAGACACAUCUGUAUAUGUCGUAUCGCCGAAUGUAUUUAAAGGGCCAUCAUCUCGGAAUUGGAAAGUGUGUGAAUGCAUUAUAAAUUCAAGGUUCACAGAACAAGUAAUGGCAGACUAUAUCCAUUCCGAUGUGUUGGCAAACGGCGAUAAAUGCACUGCUAACCAUGUUCUAAUAGAAAGUAAGCGUUUACCAAAUCAAACAACGAUUGAUAAAACGGUAGAAGUAUGUGGACGCCGUACUGUAAGUAACCAGAUGUUCCGAGGUUCUGUUAGACUGACAUACAAGAAUAGUGGAGGUUCUAGUGAUGAUGGAUUUCUUGCUAAAUUUAGAGUUCCACCAUUAGACGAAGGUGCAGAAAUAAAGAUGCAAUGUGGACCUGUCAGAUCAGCUGACGACGAAAGUGAUGAUACUCAACCGGAAUCUUCUCAAUCUUCGCAAGGGUUCAAAUCAUUUCGUGGGAAUUUUAAUGAUAGAUCAGGUGGUCGACAAUCCGUAUGGAAUAACCAUCCAGCAAUGCCACCGUUUAUAGGUUCUCCUAUUACUCCAUGGGGAGCGCUAGUUCCUCCAUUCCGAAACCCACAUUUUCAUGGAUGGCAACAACAGUCACCACAAAACAGAAAUAAUCCUUGGGGAACCGGAAACACUAAUAAUUCAAAUAAUAAAUGGAACAGUCAAAAAAAAGGCGGUUCACCUUGGGAUAACACAAAUCGAGGCACUUCUACGAACCGUCCAUGGCCAAGUCAAUCUUCUACAAACACUAGGAAUAUCAAUGACCUACCUUUACAGUCGCCGAGAGAUCCAAGAAGAUUUUCUUUAACAAACGAAGCUCAUAGUUCUCCAUCUGCAGGACAGUUAGGUGUUACAAAUCCUCCAAAACAACAGACAGUAACUAAAGUUACAUCAUCACAAUCGGAUCCCAGAAUCAUGGCAGUAGACAGAAGUCCUGGUUUUAUUCCAUGGACACAAACAAACCCGAAACCUAAGAUUAAGAACGGUUUCAUACCUUGGACAUCAGUUAAAAAUCAGAAGAAAAACGUUAAAACAAGCGGCUCGAAUAUCCAGACUGAUACAAUACAUGUUUCUCAAUCCAAAACCCCAAGAGUACAAGCAUCAACUGAAGGACCACGUCUUCCAUCAUCGGUCCAGUUUAUCGGUAAUAAACAAUCCUUGAGGAUGACUGGUGAGGCAGCCAAGAUAAACAAUGAUACUGAUCCAUCGCCACCGACACGGCUAACAGCUGAAACUGAUUCAAAAAGGAAUUCAUCAAAAGGAGAAAGUCUAGCAUAUAUCAUAGGAGGAACAGGAGCUGGGUUGAUAGCGUUCUGCUGUUUUGCAUGUUUCGUAAUAAGAAAGUCUAGAAGCAGGGAUGAAACACAGCAAAAAUCGUGUGAUAUUGAACAAAAUUGUAAUGAUUCAAUCAGUGACGAUCCAACCUACGCAACACCCUCUGAAGUAAGUCUCCGUACUCCGUGUCCUGCGCUUGAUAAUGACGCUUACGAAGAAGAUCAACCUCCCACUAAUACAGUAGAGGUUAAUGAAGAGAACGGAGAUAUUGAACAAACUUGUAGUGAUUCAAUAAACGGAGACCCAACUUACGCAACACCCUCUGAAGUAAGCCUCCGUACGACGUGUCAUGCGCUUAAUGACGCUUACCAGUUAGAUCAACCUCCCACUAAUACAGUAGAGGUUAACGAAGAGAACGGAGAUUCAGCAAUUAUUACAUCAAUUUCAACACAAACAUAUACAGACUAUACAGAAGAAAACUCCAUUUAUGAUAAUAAUUUUAAAAAUUGAGUUAUAUUAAAUUUUUCAAGAUCCAAAUUCUUUGUUAGAAAUCCCAUUGUAUAAAAUCUUUUACGGCUUUUUAAUCGCGGU